GACGCGCUCCGCUGCGCGUGCUUAUUUUCGAGUGCGCUUGGGCGGUCCCGGCUAGGGGGAGUUUCGCUCGGUGCGGCUCGCUGCCCAAUCACCUCGGGCGGCCAGGAUUGACGCGCCCACUGUCCAGUGGCAGAGCAGACCCGUGAGCCGCACUCCAAUCGCGAGGCUCAGAGGGCGGGCACCGCGCUCAAGCGCGCGGCGGGAGGAGAUGGCGGUGCGGCGGCAGCUGCGGGAGCUGUUCCAGGAUCCGCAGCUGUUCCAGGACCCGCAGCUCGUCGGGACCAUCGUGCUGGAGCGGGCGUCCUCCCCGGCCGCUGCCACCUGGAUGCCGUCGCCGCCGUCGCCGCCGUCGCCCUUGCCGCCGGCCGCGGAGCCGGCGUCGCCUCCGCGGCAGCAGUGUCCGCUGCCGGAGCUGUGCGCCGUGUUCCACUGCCGCGGCUGCUGGACGGUGCUGGGGGACUCGCUGCAGUUGUGCGCGCCGGAGGCGCCGCGGUUCGGCUUCCUCGCCUGCUUCAAAGUCACCAGUGAUGUGGUCUGGGAGGAUUCGCUCUUGAUCGGCCUCGAGGAACCGCUCCUGGGAUGUGCUUACAAUGCGUUAUCCUGUCGGUCAUGUGGCUUGUCUGUGGGCUUCAUCCUCCAUUCUGCCGCCAGUGACCUGGCAUAUCUCCGAGGCUUGUUCUGUUUCUUCAAGGACAGAAUCCUCUGUUAUCUCUUAGAAAACCAAAUGGUUAUAGAAGCUUCUAAGGUGGAUUUUCCUGCUGUGACCUUAAAGAAACAAGUGCAGGAACUGAAAGAAAAGCUUGUGGAGUUCCACAUUCGCAUAGAAUUGCUGACGAACAAGCUGAAGGAACUGGAACAAAGUAAUUAUGCACACAAUGGCAGAGCUCUGCAUCAGAUACAGAUGGCCUACCACCAGGAUAUGCAGGAGUUAGGAUCAACUAGUAGCUGUUUUCAAGAACUGCUGGAGUUGUUUCUGCAUCUCUGCUGAGUUUGUUCAUUAUGGUGAAAUAAUGCACCAGAUCAGAUUUGAGUGUUGAUCUGUCACUUUAUCUGUGUAUGGAAAGAACUGAUGAUUAAGUGCAUCCCUUCAGGGGAACACCUGAAAACCUGACAUCCUGAAGUUAUGCUUGGAAGGCUGAAUAACUCACCCAUGCAGCACAUCACUCUCUGAGGCAGUAUAACUGUGACUUUGUUUUUUUUCUCUUGGGGGAAAACAGCCUUUGAAAUACUAAAGUCAGGCUUCUGGAGCUAUACAAACACACUAACAAGGUGAUAUUCAAGAGGAGCUGUUAUAAAUUGACCAUUCUUAGAGAUGUAAAGUUUUUGUCCUACCUUUUCGUAUAGAUAGUGUUAAUGGCAGCCUGGGUGUUAAUGGCAGCUGGUUGUUGGUUAAGUGGCUCAUUAGCUAUAUCUCAUAUGCAGGCACUGCUAAAUGGACUCCUGAAUAGUUCUUUCAGAUUUGCUCAAUGUGUGUGGCCUGCAAAAGGAGCAGGCUGGCAUGUCACAGAUGCUACACACUGUUCUUAUUGCAUGAAUCUGGAUGGCACAAUGCAGGCUCUAGCACAAGGUUUUGGAUUUCAAUUAAAGGGCAACCCAUGUGCUUGCCAAGACCUCUGGAAUGCAGCCCCAUGACUGCACAGGACUGAGUCAAAUACAUCCAUUUAGGCUGUGAGCAACUGCCUUUAACAAAUUUGAGCACUUCUUUCUGGGGCUGAAACUGUGAAACCAAGGAACAGUCUUCUCCUUCACUUCUGCUCAGCCACAGGAGCUGCUCUGCUGGAGUUUUAAUGAUCUGCCUGCUGCCUUCAAUUGGCCAGUCAAGAUAUUUCAUAAAAAACACCUAAUUGGCAUUUCUUUCUAUUUUGACUGGGUUCUGCUUAUUUCCAAACAUUGGAAAAUAAUUUGAUGGAAAAGAAGGAGCACUACUUACCAUUUGUUACCGGGACAGAGUAUCUUUAUCCCUAAUUCUUGUUUGUUGGAAGGUUAAGGGUUCUUUUCCUCUCCUUUUUGCUGCCUAAAGGGUGAAUGUUUUUCCCUAAGGGGAUCAAAUACUUUAUGGGAAGUUUAGUAAUUGUCUGUAGUAGUCUAGAGAGGAUUCUAUUUACUUGAUCAGCUUAAUUCCAGUGAUGCUACGUGCAAGCAUCUUUCCACCUCAGGUAAAUGUUUUCCAUUUUAUAACUUCACCUUUGUGGUACUUCCUAAGUGACAGCAUUUUGUUGUUGCCUUAGUCUAAGAAAUGUGAUUGAUAAUGGGACUACUUGCUUUUGCCCUUUCAUUUCAGUUUCUGCAUUGAGACUCUUUCUUGCUAUAUAUUUUAUGUCUAUAUAUACUGUGUAUAAUAGUGCUAAAUAGCUUUGCUUCAUCUGGCUAAGUGUCAAUGCCUAAAAGGGAAAGAAAGCUGUCAGUUACAUUUUUGUAUUAUAUUUACAGUUGUGAAAAAGAAUUUUUUAAAUUAAAAAAAAGCUGACAUUCAGAAAUUCAUAUUGUGCAAAUCAUUGCCAAUAUCAUGAGUCACAGGCCUACUUCUUUUUCUUUGAUUAUGUUUGCAGGAAUAAAACAUCAGUUUAUCUUGCUUGAGUCCUGGGUUGUUAUGAGGCAUUUAAUGAACGGUUCCUCAAAUUAUAUUACUUAGCAUGAAUUUAAACAAAUAAUGAAUAUAUGCUAAAUAAUAGCUGUUAAUUUUUUAAACUACAUUUCUGUAAUCUUUUGAACUGGGAGGACCUCUAAGUAAAUUCUGUUUUAAGAUGCAAUCUGUAUAAAAUAAAUACAUUAUCUUCAGUAAUUUGAGAUGAACAUUUACUGAGAUACCAAGUUAAACCUAUGGAUGCAUUUUGAUUUAACUGAUGCUUAUAAAGUUCUUUGUGAAAGAGUCAGCAUUUGAUCCCACAGCCUGUCCGGGAUUCAAAUUCCUUUUAAUCUGAAAUUGCUCAGUGAAUAAAUGUUUUUGUUAUUCUAGAGUAGAGUCUUAUCUCCUGUAGCUAGGCAUCUUGAGAUGUGUUCUAGCCUUCAGUGCAGGCAGGGCCAGUCUGGCUUGCAAGGGAUGGAUUCUCUGUUUAAAUAAAUAACAACCACUUAGAAAGCAAGUCUCAAGCUCAGGCCUUCUUAUGUUAGCUAAUCAGCAGCUGUCUUCUCUGGCAUCCACAGAUAAAACCCAAUAGAAAAUGAAACACUGGUUGAACAGGCUAUUGAAGUAACAAUCAUACUGUGAAUCUUCUGUAAGGUAGCAGAAGGGUCAGCAAUCCACAACAGAUUUUGGAAAGCUUGUGGCAGUAUUAAAAGACUUCUCAGGUACUCCUGAUGAGGUGGUGUCCUACUGCUGCAUUAGAGCAGUUGCCAAAACUGCUUGCAGCAGCAACUGCAAGGAAAGUAGUGCUUCCCUGCAGGUUGUGACAAGCCAACCACAGAAGAAAUUUUUCAGAAAUGUAGUUAUCAAAACAAUAAACAAUCCGUGUAUAUAAAACAGUUACCUGAGGGGCUUAUUACUUUUAGGCCAUCUAUACAAGCAACAUAGGGUUCUGCUACCCUCUAAAACAACCGUUGAAGCUUUUAACUGGUAAGUUACUCAUCUUAUGAGUGGAAUAACAAUUUUUGUUUAGUUGCCUUCCAAGUUAGAGGCUCUUGUGCUUGAAAUCUGCUGGAACAGCUGGCCCUAAAGCAGAUAUCCAGCAUAUAUCAGUUCAGCUCAAAUUGUUAAGUUUUCACAAAGAUACAGCAAGUACAGACA
Molecule: messenger RNA, 3724 nt
Organism: Lepidothrix coronata (blue-crowned manakin)
Lineage: Eukaryota; Metazoa; Chordata; Aves; Passeriformes; Pipridae
Gene: OIP5
Product: Opa interacting protein 5
Biological process (GO): chromosome segregation; CENP-A containing chromatin assembly
Cellular component (GO): nucleus; chromatin; chromosome, centromeric region
Source: RefSeq, a predicted model, not a curated record